UAAUUCUUAUAUAGAAAGACUAUAUCUACAUCUAUCAAAACAUUGCUUUGUUUCUAUACUUACAUCGUCUGUUGGAAUUCCGAUCUACAGUAUGUGCAUUUCACAACAGGGAAUGCGCCUCUACAUUCCUAAAGCAAUAAAAAAUAAAACUUAACUUCUAAUAAGCUAUUCAACAAAGAUCAAUUUGAUUUCUAAAACUUUUUAUAAUAGAUUCAUCGAUCCAAUAUUAUUUGUAAAUUAUCUUGAAUAAUAGAAAAGUUUUCAAAACUAAAGUAGACGACCAAUCACGCAUUAAACGGACAAUGAUAUUAAAUGUUCUAAUAUUAGCAAUCCGUUUCUACGAAACGAAAGAGACGCUUCGAAACGUCCCGCUGAAGUACGAAAUCUCGCGCAUAAAUUCUUAUAAACGAAUUAUAAUCGAAAAAAUAUACCUUGCAUAAUUGUUGUCCUGGCGAAAGCUCCUCGAAAGGAUGCCUGGAGAAACAUCUUGAGCACGCAAAAAGUGCCUGCACAUUGUUCGUGCUCAUUCUCAAACAGCGAAUCGUGUUUGCCCUUGCAGCUUCCAAAUCGUAACGUCACGAACGAUAAAACCAAUUUCGAAAGGCGAUCGAAAACGAUGUUAACCGCGCUUCGAUGCGUCUUCACAAUUGUUUUCAACAAAAAAAAAAAAAAAAACGUAAAAAUCGCGACGUAGAUAUGCCGUGCUCUAUUUUCUUACAUGUUUUAUUAAAUUGUUCACGUAAGACGCUGACUUCUCACAAGCAUAACCACCUUACUCUUUUGCACUUGUUCCAACCGGUUGUUGAUUUCAUGCAGCCAUCUGUACAUCUAAACGAGAAACAGAAAUUCGUACCGAAAUUCAGGACGAACAAAGCGCUAACUAUUAAUCAAUUUCAAAAAUUUUAUCAUUAUUUACAAAUAUGUAGCAAAUUUUUCUUUCGUUUCUUAUUUUUAUAAUUUUUUUCCAACAUAAAUUUUGCUCUUAUGUUAGAAAAAUAUAAAUGGCAAAAAGCAGGAUUUUUCUUGCAUCAAGUGCUGACUUCAUUGUAAUGAUAUUGAGAUAGAUGCAAUAAACAUGGAAAAACAUAUUCUAAAAGUUAAUUUAGAGAAUGGAAUUCAAAAGAUCAUACUUAAUAGACCUAAGAAAAAAAAUGCUUUAUCAAUAAAGAUGUACCAGGAAAUAGAAAAUAUUUUAAAUGAUUCUUCAAAAAACGAUAGCAUACAUAUAGUUGUCUUAACUGGAGCAGGAGAUUUUUUUACUAGUGGAAAUGAUAUUAAUAUGUUAUAUUCAAUUGAAAAUUUUAUACGUUUUAAAAAUUUUAUUGAUGCUCUGAUUACCUUUCCUAAACUGUUGAUAGCUAUUGUAAAUGGCCCAGCUAUUGGUGUUGGAACCACUAUGCUUGGACUUUUUGAUAUAGUAUAUGCUUCAGAAAAAGCAUAUUUCUAUACACCUUUUACUAAAUUAGGUCUAAUAGCUGAAGCCUGUUCUUCAUAUACAUUUCCAAAAAUAAUGGGACCAAGUAAGGCUGGCGAUAUGUUAUAUCUUGGUUAUAAAAUGAAUGCUAAAGAAGCCAAAGAAUAUCAUUUAGUUGGAACAAUAUAUAAAGAUGUAGAAGAAAUAUGGAUAUAUUUAAGAAAAUUGAGUCAACUUUCUAUAAAGUCUAUAAUGGCCAUCAAAUAUUUAGUACAAAAAUGGAAUAAACAAACUUUGUUGGAAGUAAAUAAGACAGAAGUGGAAGAACUUAAGAAAAUAUGUGAAUCAGAGGAAGUUAUUAAUAGAUUAUUAAAUUUUAUAUCAAAUAAGAAUAAAUUAUAAUUUCUAAUUUUCAUUAAUGCUCAAUUUAAAAAUCAUUAUAAUAUAAUGUUAUAUACUUUUGAUUAUACUAUAUUUUAUUUUAUUAUCAAAGAACUUCUAAAUUGAUUCAUAUUUUUAAGUUAUAGAGUUUUUAAAUAUGAAUGAAAUAUGUUUAGAUACUUGUUUUAACAUAAGCUCCUAAAAAAAAGAUAUAUAUUAAAAUAUAUAUUAUGCCUUAUAUAUAUUAUCAUGGUGAUAACUACUUAUCAUAUUAUGAUAUAAAACUAAUUAACGAUGAUACAAAGAUGUAAACAAAUGUAAUAUUUUUUAGAUAAUAAUACUUUCAUUAAUAUCUUGUAAUUCUGUUAUCUUACUUGCAUCAAAUCGUCUCCAAAUGGUUUUCUAUAAUGUUGCCAAUCAAGAAGUUGAUUAAUAGUUAAAUUUUGUUGAGAUUGCUCUUUUUUUAUAAUAUCUUUUGUAUAUUCUUUUCUGUUUGUAUCCUCACAUUCAUCUGAUAAUUCAUUGAGAUUUACUUGAUCGCCACAUAUACAAUUCAUCAAAUCAUGUGUCAAAGAAUCUGUGUUUAAUGUUAAAGUGAAUAGAUCCUACAAACAACAUGUUGAUAAGAAAAUCAUUUUAAUGACAAUUAUUAAAUUGUACGGAUAUUGUAAACGACUUUAAUUUACCUUUAAUUCACUGGAUGAUAGUUUCAAAGAAGAAAGAUUAUUUGCAUCAAUAACAACUUCACUUAAACUUGUUUUACUAAUUUGACGUUGGUAUAUUUUUUCUUCAAUCGUGCCUGACAUUAGUAAUCUAUUAAUUGUAUAAUAAAGAAUUUAUAUUAUUAGUAUUUUUAUUAAUGGAUUGAUGAUGAUAAUUACUAAUUUUUAAAUUACUGAAAUAACAAGUUGUGCAUUAUAAUUGUAACAUACCUGUAGAUAUAAACACUCUUUUUUUGACCAUGCCUCCAUAUUCUCGCCAUAGCUUGAGCAUCUGACGCAGGAUUCCAAUCUGAAUCAAAUAAUACCAGUCUAGAUGCUCCUGGUAAAUUCAAUCCGACACCACCUGCCUUAGCACUUAAUAAGAAUAUUUCUGUAAUUAUAAUCAUGUAACUUUAUAAAAAAAAAGAUAUAGCAUAAUGGCAAUAUAUAUGUUUACUUACUACUAUCAUCAUUUUUGGAAUUGAAUUGUUCUAUAAUUUUCAUUCUUGCUACAUUUUGUGUACUACCGUCGAGUCUGCAAUAUUUCAGUCCUUCGACAUUGCAAAUAGAUUCGAAAAAAUCAAGUGUUUGUGUGUAAUAAGAAACGAGUACUAUUUUUUCAUCAGUUUUUUUUAAGUUUCUCAUUAAACAUCGAACGAUCGUUAUUUUACCGCAAUAUUCUGUUUCAUUAUCAUUCGAAGCAUUAUCAUUUUUUAUUAAUUGUAAAAAUGCUGGAUUAUUAUUUAAAAAGUUAUCUUUAUCCUUUGUAAAUAAAACUGGAUGAUUACAAAUCUUUUUAAGAGCUGUUAUAAUUGUUAAAUGUGUAGCUUUUUUUUCCGAUAUCGUAUUGUCGAACCAAGUAUCUACCACAAGGGAAUACAAGUUUUUUUGUUUUUCUGAUAAGUGGCAAAAUAUAACCAUUUCAUGCUUACGCGGCAAAUAUUUACUAAUUAUUUCUUGGGUUCGUCUUAAGAUAAAAGGAUUAGUUGCAUCGCGCAAUUCUUUAGCUCGUUCAUUUCCUAAAGAUUGAGCAUCAUCCGAUGCAUAUGGACAUUGAGAAGCAAUGAUAGGAUCUUCAUAAUAACGUUUAUAUUCGGUACUACUACCUAAAA
Messenger RNA from Vespa velutina, 3608 nucleotides. Its product is annotated as enoyl-CoA delta isomerase 2. Bases 1076 to 1816 code for a protein of 246 amino acids. Lineage: Eukaryota; Metazoa; Arthropoda; Insecta; Hymenoptera; Vespidae. The record is from RefSeq and is a predicted model, not a curated record. The transcript is spliced from 7 exons.